Messenger RNA from Myodes glareolus (Bank vole), 3323 nucleotides. NCBI's taxonomy places the organism in Eukaryota, Metazoa, Chordata, Mammalia, Rodentia, Cricetidae. The record is from RefSeq and is a predicted model, not a curated record.
AUUUGUCUUGUAAAGUCAAAAUCCAGCUAUUUGUAUUUAAAAUACAUUUUUUUGUCAAGUGUCUAUAAAAUGAUAUUUUAAUCUAGUUUGAAAAUGUUUAUCUUGCCAUUUUGCAAAAUAACAUUGGUUAAUGAAUAAGGCACAUACAUUUCAGUUUUUGCUUUUUACAUCCACACUGAAUAGGUUUCUUAGUGAUACAGGUAUAGCCACACCUAAUCCAAAUACUAUAAAUUUAAUUAAAGUUCCCCUUUGCAUUUGCUUUAUAGUAGUGUUCAAAUUAUGCAAUCUAUACUCUUGAGGAAUCUGGCAUUUGAUUAAAACAGCGGUCUGGGCAAUACAAUCAAUGCCAUUAAUGUGUAGUUGGCAAUUCAUGAGUUUGGCAGACGUAACAACAGGACAAGAGAACCUCCUGCUUUCUAACGAAAUGAAAGGGGUGGGGGGAAGAACCAAAGCUCUCCAAAUGUGCAGGGCUAAGAAGAUCGAAAUUUCCAUCUUUGGUUAGAAACUGGCGAUGAUGUAUGGCGUCAUUACAAAACUAAAAUACUUUUAUAGUCGACCCAAGAGAAAAGUGAAAGUUACUUUUAAAGUUGCGACGGACAUUUGGCUUUUAAAUCCUUAAAGGUCUGUUUAAACUUGGCAAUGAUGAGAUCUUAUUUUCCUGGGAAGCUCUUUUGGAAACCUUUGACCCUCAACACCUUCUCCUGGCAGGUGCUGGGAGCAACGGAACGAAAGUCAGACAGACCUCAGUUGCCCCGACGCGUUGGAGCCUAUCAGUCCGUCCUGACAAGUUUCCCCCACCCCCGACCUAGUUCUCUGCAAGUCCAGGCUCUUCUGCUUGUUAGUGUCGCGGCUGGCCCAACUUACAGGCUGACUGAGGACUCUUCUUUCCUCAGAUUUUUUGAUCUGCAGAAUGCUUCGAUAUUCAUGUUUUAGUAGAAUGUACAAAGGACUAUUUUACUGCUGGGUGGAGUCCGGUGCAUUUAAUUUGGGUAUCUGUCCCCAAGCAAUGCACACUUCAGCAGCAGUGCAUGCUGAAUAUGAAUCUCAGGAAGAGACAGCUCUGUGUGGCCCUAGGAACGUUCAUAGAUCUGCAGAGAAAGAUUCUGAAGCCAUGACUAAACUGCAUAUUCCAGUAAUGGUGGAUGAAGUUAUUCAUUGCUUGACACCUCGAAAAGGGCAGGUCUUUCUAGAUAUGACAUUUGGUGCAGGAGGACACACAAAAGCUAUUCUACAGAAGGAACCAGAUAUUACUGUCUAUGCUUUAGACCGAGACCCAACAGCUUAUGCAAUAGCCAAGCAGCUUUCACAAGUGUAUCCGAAACAGGUCCAAGCUUUGUUAGGCCAAUUCAGCGAGGCAGAGGCUUUGUUAAUAAAAGCUGGAGUGCAGCCAGGAACUGUUGAUGGAGUUCUUUUGGAUCUGGGGUGUUCCUCCAUGCAACUUGAUGCUCCUGAGCGAGGUUUCUCCCUUCGGAAGGAUGGUCCUUUGGACAUGAGGAUGGAUGGAGACAGGUAUCCUGACAUGCCCACUGCUGCUGAUGUUGUGAAUGCUUUAGAUCAACAAGCACUUGCAUCCAUCCUGAGAGCAUAUGGAGAGGAGAAGCAUGCCAAGAAAAUUGCUUCUGCAAUCAUUCAAGCACGCAGCAUAUACCCUAUCUCCAGAACCCAGCAACUUGCCAGCGUUGUUGCAGGUGCCUUUCCUACCUCAGCUGUCUAUGCAAGAAAGGACUUGCUACAAAGAUCUACCCACAUUGCUACCAAGACGUUCCAAGCUCUUCGCAUCUUUGUGAACAAUGAGCUCAAUGAACUCUAUACAGGACUGAAAACAGCACAGAAAUUUCUGAAAACUGGUGGUCGUCUUGUUGCGCUUUCCUUCCAUUCUUUAGAAGAUCGCAUUGUCAAACGAUUUUUGCUUGGGAUAAGUAUGACAGAAAGAUUUAACCUCAGCAUUAGACAGAAGGUAAGACAAACGGCACAGCUGGAUUCAAAUCAUGAGAGUGAGGGGAGCAGCUCUGGAAGAGCUCCUCUGAUGUGGGAUCUGAUUCACAAGAAGGUACUUACCCCAGAAGAUCAAGAUGUCCAAGACAACCCCAGAGGGCGCUCAGCCAAGCUCAGGGCAGCUAUCAAAUUAUGAGGAUCUUAUCAUCAAAGUUUUCUUCUAUACUUCUAAUAUUUUUCUAAUUGAAAACAUAGUUUCUGAACAGUUUAAUGCAAUGUAAAGUAUGGGACAGCCUGGAAAUUAGUGGUAUUUAGUAUUUUUUUCUCUAAAGAUAAUAUUGGAAGUUUUAACAUGACAUAAAAACUUUCAUUCAGAGAGCAGAGAGUCUCAAAACUGUAAGCACUUGUUGAUCUCUGCAUUGUAUUUGAAUUAUAAAAUUCAAUUCUUUCUUUAAUGAGGAAAUGGAAAAACUGUGACAUUGUAUUAAUCUAGGUUUGUAAACUCAAGCUGUCAAAAGAAAGAUAAUCAUAUUUGUAUGCUCUAAAUUUCAAACUAAGUUAUUCACAUUUCCAACAGACUUUCUAUUGCCCAAAUAAUUCAUGAUGAUUAUGGAACAAAUUAUAGUUUCUACUACUAAAACUUUCUCAAAUGUAAACUUUUUAUAAGUUUUAAUUUUCAAUAUUAUUUAAAAUCUGCCACACUGAUGAUUUUCACUAGCAAAAUCAUAGCUCAUUGCUUUGAAUGCGUUUCUUAGUAGGAUCCACAUUUCAUGUUUUUCAGAGUAAUCAUAUAGAAUUUCCCUUACAGGCCACAUGGAAAAUUUGAAGUUCAUAACUUCUAUUUCAUGCCAACUGUAUCAAUUGCUGUAAUGUAUAAUACCUUUAGUGAACAAUGUAAUCUCUCAUUUGCAUCUUGUGUGUUUUUUAAUUUUAGACAUCAUGCAAAGUAGUAAGUUUCUUUUUUAUGGCAUUUCUAUGAAAAUAAAGCAUUGUAUUGAUUAUUCUCACCCCCAAUACUGUUCUCUUUCCCCUCCCCAAUUCCUUCUUCCCUUACUGGACUGUCCUCCCCUAAAGUAGUCUCUUUCUCUACUUCAUGUUGUCACAGAUACUCUAUUACCCUUUAGAUAUCACUCUCCCCUCUCUUAGUCCUCUUUCUACUUGUGUACACAUAUUAUAUUCAUAUGUGUAUUUAUACAUAUGUAACACACAUGUAAGUUUAAAUAUAGUUUCUUUCUGCAUAUGAGAAGAAACAUGUAUUAUUUGUCUUUCUGAAUCUGACUUUUUUUGCUUGAUAUAAUGAUAUCCAGUUUCAUUCUAUUUUUGAAGAUGAAAAAUAAAAUAACCUCAUUUUGUAACUGAAUAAAAUCCCACUGCUUAUAUGCACUAUA